AUGGAUAGGCUUAUAAGUUUGGAGCCUACAAAUCUUGUCACGAUCAGGAUUGAACCAGGGCAGAAAUGUUAUGGAGUGCUCACACUGCGGAACGUUAUGUACACCAUGCCUGUGGCAUUCAGAAUUCAACCGAUGAACAAGGCUCGUUACACUGUAAAGCCACAAUUAGGAAUCAUAUCACCGCUUUCAACACUAACUGUAGAAAUUGUGUAUCAGCUCCCAGUCGGGUCGAAUCUUCCUGAUUUCUUCCCUCACUGCGAUGAUUCCUUUCUUUUGCAUAGCGUUGUGGUUCCGGGUGCAGCAAUCAAAGAUGCAAAAUCGAGCUUUGAUGAAGUUUCAAGUGACUGGUUCACCACCAGGAAAAAACAAGUCUUCAUCGAUAGUGGCAUCAAGAUCAUGUUUGUUGGCUCACCUGUUUUGGUUCAACUCGUUGUUGGUGGAUCAAUGGACGAGAUAAGAGAAGUUCUUGAAUGGAGUGACCCAGCUUGGAAUCCGGUUGGUUCAGUGGAUUCAAAUGGACAGAGUUUGCUUCAUAUUGCUAUAGCUCAAAGCCGGCCGGAUAUUGUUCAACUCCUCCUGGAGUUUCAGCCGGAUGUUGAGUCACAAAGCCGGUUUGAUAGUAGCCCACUUGAGGCCGCGGCAGCUGCCGGUGAAUCACUGAUCGUUGAGCUUCUGUUAGCGCGAAAAGCCAACACAGAGAGAUCAGAGGCUUCCACUUGGGGGCCUAUACACUUGGCACUGGGAGGCGGCCAUUUAGAAGUACUGAAACUUCUGUUACUCAAAGGUGCCAAUGUUAACGCCCUUACAAAGGACGGCAACACAGCUUUGCAUCUUGCAGUUGAAAAAAGAAGAAAAGAUUGCGCAAGGCUGUUGUUAGCAAAUGGCGCAGAGCCCGAUAUUCGCAACGCCAGAGAUGGGGACACGCCCGUGCAUGUCGCCGCAGGCUUGGGAGAUGAACAGAUGGUAAAGCUACUACUGCAAAAAGGCGCCAACAAAGACAUUCGAAACAAGAGUGGCAAAACUGCGUACGACGUCGCUGCUGAGUACGGGCAUACUCGUCUCUUCGAUGCGCUAAAGCUCGGUGACAGCCUCUGUGUCGCUGCAAGAAAGGGCGAAAUGAGAACAAUUCAAAGACUGAUAGAAAAUGGCGCUGUGAUAAACGGGAAAGAUCAACAUGGAUGGACUGCAUUACAUAGAGCUUCAUUUAAAGGAAAGAUCGAAGUCGUAAGGAUGCUGAUCGAUAAGGGAAUCGACAUUGAUGCCAAAGAUGAGGAUGGUUACACAGCUUUGCAUUGCGCAGUGGAAUCAGGAAACACAGAUGUUUCAGAAUUGUUAGUGAAAAAGGGAGCCGAUAUUGAGGCAAGAACUAGCAAAGGCGUUACGCCAUUACAGAUUGCUGAAUCUUUCCACUAUGCAGGCAUUACAAGAAUACUAAUUCAUGGAGGAGCGACAAAAGAUGGGAAUCAAAAUAUGAAAAAUAUGGCUCCAGUUGCAAGCCCAUAUGGAUCAAAUGGAAAGAUGGGAAGAGAAGUAACAGAGAGUAUGAAAAGGAAGAAACAACAGCCGAGGCCAAGAGUUAUGCGUAGCAGUUUUGAUUGAUCCAUGCCACUGACAGUUCUUUAGUUCACUGUAUAGCUAAUUAACAUGGCUGCUGCCGCUGAGAGUUUUCUCUUUUUUUUCUUCUUCAUAGAGUUAAAAUUAAAGAGAAGUUGUAGAUCAUUCACACAUGUUCAUUCUACAAUCUAGCUGGUAUAAAAAUACAUACA
Molecule: messenger RNA, 1766 nt
Organism: Mangifera indica (mango)
Lineage: Eukaryota; Viridiplantae; Streptophyta; Magnoliopsida; Sapindales; Anacardiaceae
Product: protein VAPYRIN-like
Exons: 1
Coding region: 1-1599 (532 amino acids)
Molecular function (GO): protein binding
Source: RefSeq, a predicted model, not a curated record